AUGGAGAAGCUUUACACUGUACUUGUGAUCAUCCUCAUCUUUUCAUCUACACUGGCCUCUUCCCGAAAUGUUCCAGCAAUUUUUGUCUUUGGAGACUCCAUUUUUGAUGCUGGAAACAACCAUUUUAACAAAAACUGUAGUGUACAGGCAGAUUUCUCACCUUAUGGCUCAACAUUUUUCCACCAACCUACCGGCAGGUUCACUAAUGGCAGAACAGUUGCUGAUUUUAUUUCACAAUUUAUUGGCAUUGAUUUGCAAAAACCAUACCUUGAGGCACAGAUUGCGGUCAUAAAUGGAAGUAGAAAAGAUUACCCAUCAAAUGGCAUCAACUUUGCUAGCGCUGGCAGUGGUGUUCUGCAAGGAACCAAUAUGGACCGGGGAGUGAUAUCAAUCCAGGAGCAACUACGGCAAUUCCAGACGUUAGUAGAGCAAAAUCAGAUAGAUAAAAAUCUAGUUCAGAAAUCUCUUUUCUUCUUGGAGUCCGGAUCUAAUGACAUAUUCAAUUACUUCAUUCCCUUUGAUCCCCCAACACUUGAUCCAGACGCCUACGUGCAAGCCAUGAUGAAAGAAGUAGCUAACUUAAUUGACCAAAUUUACAAACUUGGUGCUCGCAGAAUUGCUUUGUUUUCCCUAGGUCCCGUCGGUUGCGUUCCAGCAAGAGCUCUCCUGCUCGGUGCGCCUAUCAAUCGCUGCUAUGGAAAGAUGAACGUGAUGGUUAAGAAAUACAAUAAGGGACUGGAAGGCUUGAUAAAUAAUAUCCCCAUUCGAUACCCUGGUGCAAUUGGUGUUUAUGGAGCCAUAUAUGAUAUUGUCCAGCGCUUCCUAGCAAUUCCAACUCGUUAUGGUUUCUCUGAUGCAACUAGCGCCUGUUGUGGAAAUGGGCCUCUAAGAGGAAAACUGCAAUGCGGUAUAGAAGGAUACGAAAUUUGCCUCAGUCCUAAUGAGUUCUUGUUUUGGGAUUACUUCCAUCCAACAGAACAUGCUUACAAACUUAUCUCAGAGGCUUUAUGGGGUGGAAACAAAUCUCAAAUUAGGCCAGUAAAUCUAAAGAAUCUAGCCGAUAUUACCUUCACACUUGUUUAA
Messenger RNA from Theobroma umbraticum, 1083 nucleotides. RefSeq names its product GDSL-motif lipase/hydrolase 6 (gene GLIP6). Gene Ontology annotation, molecular function: lipase activity. Gene Ontology annotation, biological process: lipid metabolic process. The record is from RefSeq and is a predicted model, not a curated record. NCBI's taxonomy places the organism in Eukaryota, Viridiplantae, Streptophyta, Magnoliopsida, Malvales, Malvaceae.